AUGUUAGCUGUUCUGCGAGCUGGCGGCACGUGCGUGCCCUUAGAUCCAGGUCAUCCCCCAAGUCAUAUCCAGACUAUUGUUCGCUGGACAAGAGCUAAAUUGGUUUUGACAUCUCCCCGAACCCGCUAUCUUAUCCAUGCAGACUGUGGUGCUGAGGUGAUAACUCUACCCUUACAGGGGCUGGCAGCACACGCGACCGCCAAAACUUGGACAGAGCCCUCCUACCACGAUGCUGCAUUUGUCAUGUUCACGUCUGGCAGUACGGGUGAGCCCAAAGGAACCAUCAUGGAGCAUGUGAAUCUCUGUACAAGCAUCCGAGAUCAUAGCCUGCCGUUGGGCAUCAGCUCAUCCAGCCGCGCUAUACAUUUUGCCUCGUACUCCUUUGAUGCUAGUAUCUACGAAGUGUUCUCUGUGUUAGCCAACGGGGGCUGUGUCUGCAUUCCUUCCGAAUCAGACCGUGUCGGCAAUUUGGCUGGGUUUAUGCGCGAGGCGCAUGUUAAUCAUGCCACCUUCACGCCAUCAAUCAUCAAUCGACUGCUCCAGCCUGAGCAAGUUCCAGAGCUUGAAACAAUUAUCUUGGCGGGAGAGGUAGUUACUCAAGAUAUUGUCGACGUCUGGUCACCACAUUGCAGAUUGGUCACUGGAUACGGACCUGCAGAGGCAACUGUCUGUGCUGCCGCUGGCACUAUCGAUGCCAGCUCUUGGGCCGCUGGCAUGAUAGGGCCCGUGACCGGAGGUGUUGGAUGGGUUACUGUACCAUCGGACGUGUCUCGUCUUGCACCCAUAGGUGCUGUGGGGGAGUUGGUGAUUGAAGGGCCGAUUGUCACUCGUGGCUAUCUGCAUGACACAGCACGAACGGCUGCAGCAUAUAUAAGUCCGCCGCAUUGGUUGAUUGGAUUUCGGGGGAAAGAAAAGCCAGGUCGGCUCUAUCGCACCGGCGAUUUAGUACAGUAUACCGAUAACGGAUGGAUACGAUUCGUGGGUCGAAAAGACACACAAAUCAAAUUGCGCGGUCAGCGCAUUGAGCUAUCGCUCGUCGAACAUCACGUACGACAGUGCUUCAGGGAGGCAGCGGAUAUCAUCACCGAUAUCGUUCUACGUGAGGGGAUUCCUACACUGAUCGCGUUCAUUGCCCAGAUACCGUCUGAUAGUGGUGAGGAUGCUGAUAAUCCUGGCGACGCUUGUAACGGCUGCAGCUUGUUUCUGAAAACCUGCACAUCGUUUCGAGCGCACGUCCAGGCAGCGACCGCACAACUAAAAUCUCUAUUGCCCGUGUAUAUGGUUCCUACCAUAUUCUUACGUCUCGCGUACGUGCCACGAACAAGAAGCGAUAAGUUGGACCGACAACAUCUUCGUGACCAAGCCUCCCGCCUUUCUAACGAUCAGAUCCAAGCCUUGUCGGCGAGUUCGGAAGGUUUCCUAUCAAGCACCUUGCAUCCUCCACGGUCAGCGCGGGAGCGCGUAUUCCAGCAGCUCUGGGCCACAGUUCUGAACAUCUCCGUGGAUAGGAUUGGAACCCAAGACGACUUUUUCGAACUGGGCGGUGACUCCAUCCAAGCCAUGAGAAUUAUUAGUUUGUUAAGGAGAGAAGGGCUGACACUGGAUGUAUCCGAUAUCUUUGCGUGGCCAGUGCUAGAAGCUCAGGCCCACGGUGCGCAGGAAUAUGCAAAUCUAACGGAGAUGGAGCCGUACUAUCCCGGGUCGCUUCUCAAUAUCAAGCCUGAAGAUCUUGGAGCCUUUGCUGUCUGCGAACUAGCUCCAGCCUGUCCAGGUUUAGAGGUCGAGGAUAUAGAAGACAUCCUUCCUACCACAGAGUUUCAACGUCAUUUCCUGAAACAAUCCGAGAUUCGGUGGUUGCAGCUUCCUCUGCCGAUGGAGAUUGACUCUGCACGCCUAGAGAAGGCGUGCCAUGUUUUGGUAGAUCGGCACCCCUUGUUUCGCUCUGUAUUUCUGCCAUAUCGCGGCGGAUACUUGCAGGUACUCUUUCGGCGUCUCCAGUUCCAACUCAUACAGAUCAGGUGUGAUGAGGAGCUUGACGCAUUUGUUGAUCGCAUUUGCUUGAGUAACUCCUCAGCCGGAGUUUCGUGGGGAACACCUUACUUCCAGGCUUUGCUCAUAACGAAAGCUCCGUCGAAGUCAGUCCUACUCAUACGCUGCAGCCAUGCCCAACACGACGGAGAAUAUCAGACUUUGAUAAUCCAGGACCUUAUUUCGGCAUAUGAGAGAGGAGGACUCGACGAGGCCCCUCCUCCCUCAUUUGCGCUGUACUUGCGGCACCGCCAAAAGCAGGCGAAUCCGCAGACAUACGAGUUCUGGAAGCAGUAUUUGCAGAACAGUACAAUGACUGCCCUCAGUCUCACAGGAUCAGACAGCAAUCUGUCCCUCGAGGUCAACAGAACCAUUCCUCUUCCCACACCACCCCGUGGGAUCACCAUAUCAUCCCUCGUGAAGGCCGCCUGGGCCGUAGUUCUAGCUCAAGUCACCAGACAACGGGAUGUUGUAUUCGGCCACGUCCUAAACGGGCGCGACACGCCCAUUGAGGGCAUCCAUGCUAUUUCUGGGCCCUGCACGACUAUCUCCCCACUUCGAAUCUCCAUUCGCUUGCCUUCCGAAAACGCGGCCCUCGAUCUUUUGCAUCACGUGCAAGAUCAAUACACACGAGCCUUGCCAUAUGCUGGAGUAGAUUUUGAGGCAAUCCGCGAGCACUCGACGUCGUGGCCUGCGAAUGCAUCCUUCUACAGUGUUCAAGCGCAUCAGAACGGCGCCGCCAUGCGCACACGUUUCAAAUUCCACGGUCAUGACUGUGCUUUGGGAUAUCGUAUAAUAGGCGGCAUGCCAUUAUUAUCGGUGUCGACGUUCCCUUUGCAGGAUCAGGGGCAAUUGAAGGUCAGCAUUAUUAUCUCCAGUCGACUGGGGAGUUUGGAAGACAUUGAGGAUCUGUUGGGUCGAUACUGCUCGGCUAUAGGGAAUUUGGACCGUGGAGUGAUUCCUCUUUGA
Messenger RNA from Aspergillus luchuensis, 2997 nucleotides. Its product is annotated as non-ribosomal peptide synthetase. The coding region runs from base 1 to 2997 and encodes 998 amino acids. The transcript has a single exon. Gene Ontology annotation, biological process: secondary metabolite biosynthetic process; amino acid activation for nonribosomal peptide biosynthetic process. The record is from RefSeq and is a predicted model, not a curated record. Gene Ontology annotation, cellular component: cytoplasm. Gene Ontology annotation, molecular function: phosphopantetheine binding; catalytic activity. NCBI's taxonomy places the organism in Eukaryota, Fungi, Ascomycota, Eurotiomycetes, Eurotiales, Aspergillaceae.